Molecule: messenger RNA, 1406 nt
Organism: Dothidotthia symphoricarpi CBS 119687
Lineage: Eukaryota; Fungi; Ascomycota; Dothideomycetes; Pleosporales; Dothidotthiaceae
Product: Mov34-domain-containing protein
Exons: 2
Coding region: 166-1230 (354 amino acids)
Biological process (GO): protein deneddylation
Cellular component (GO): COP9 signalosome; cytoplasm
Molecular function (GO): deNEDDylase activity; metallopeptidase activity; protein binding
Source: RefSeq, a predicted model, not a curated record
GUCGCCUUGGCGUGAAUGUACCACCUAGAGCUCCCCACCACGACUUGGUAGCUCCCACCAUGACUUGAUAGCUCCCACCUCGCCUCACCCCAACCAGCAACACACCACCUUGCCACACCACCUUGCCACACAACCUUGCCACACAACCUCGCGGGGUCUUCAGCCAUGGGCACCGCACUCAAGACCUGGGAGCUCGAAAACUCCGUCGCACUCGUCGACCCCACCAAAGACGCCCUCUACUCAUACUCGGCCUCGGCACAGAAGUCCAUCAACGAAGCACACCCAUGGCGCACCGAUCCAAACUACUUUACCAGCGUGCGCGUCUCGGCAGUGGCGUUGCUGAAGAUGGUCAUGCACGCGCGCGCGGGCGGUAGCAUCGAAGUCAUGGGCUUGAUGCUCGGCAAGAUCGAAGCCCACACCUUUGUCGUCACCGACGCCUUUCGAUUGCCCGUCGAGGGCACCGAGACGCGUGUCAACGCGCAGGACGAGGCCAACGAGUACAUGGUCGAGUUCCUGCAGCGCGCGCGUGAGCAGGGUCAGUGUGACAAUGCCGUGGGCUGGUAUCACAGUCAUCCGGGCUAUGGAUGCUGGCUGUCUGGCAUCGAUGUCAACACUCAGAAGACGCAGCAACAGUUCCAGGACCCCUUUUGCGCCAUCGUCAUUGACCCUGACAGGACCGUCUCGGCGGGCAAGGUGGAAAUUGGCGCCUUCCGCACCUAUUCAACAGAGUAUGUCGAGAACAAAGAGAAGACAGGGGGCUCCAAGACGGUAGACGCCGAUGGAUUCCAGACGAUUCCUCUUGACAAGAUGAUGGACUUUGGUGCCCAAGCCGACCACUACUACCCCCUUCAAGUCACGCACUACAAAUCCUCGCUCGACGCCAAACUCCUCGAGGCCCUAUGGAACAAGUACUGGGUCCAAACGCUCUCGUCGUCCCCACUCAUCAGCAACCGCGAGUACGGCACCAAGCAGAUUACGGACCUGGCGCGCAAGAUGCAGCAGGAGACGGCCCACAGCAAGCGCAACAAGGGCGGGGGCUUUGGUGGACCUGCGUUCGCUGGGCCUGGACACACAGCCGACAAGGGACAGCUGGCCAAGCUGGGCGCGGCAGGGAGCAAGAUUGCGAGGGAAGAGGACAUUGGGCUUCUGGCAGCAAAGGUCAAGGACAAGGUGUUUGGGAUGAAUGGGGCGGGGCAGGUAGAGAGCCAGGAGGUGGAGAUGAAGAGCUGAAUUAUGAACUACAUGAUGGACAUGGUAUGACGGGAGAAGAUGCAUGGGUGGGCGUUUUGGGCGCUGUUGCAGGCGCGGGCAUAGAAUGCGGCAUGACAUAUGGAUGCUAUGGUUUUGGGGGUGUUUCUUUGCUCUUAACAAUUCAAUCUCUUCAACGUCUCCUCCCUCCCAAGAAU